This is a messenger RNA of Microbotryum saponariae, 1719 nucleotides long. NCBI's taxonomy places the organism in Eukaryota, Fungi, Basidiomycota, Microbotryomycetes, Microbotryales, Microbotryaceae. The record is from the annotation of a GenBank genome assembly.
AUGGCGUCCUCUUCAGACCCACCACCCGCCUCGACCUCAUUCUGGAAGCCUUCCACCGACCCAACCCCGCGCCUCCAAGCGAUCGAACGCCGACUAGGAUCUGGACUUGCACCUCGACUUCGCAUCUCCCGAGUCGCGCAAUUGGAUGCCGAUCUCUUGGAUCACGAGUUAGAGUCGAUCCUUGCUGCGCCGAUGGGCAAGGCUUUGCAAGGUUUGAGGGUCGGUCUUGCGCUUUCGUACAAAGGGAGAUGUGUGUGUGCAGUGGAGCUGAUGAACGACAUCGUGGAUUGCCCUUCCUCCAGCUGCCUGGAGGAGCGAGUUGGGAACCCGAGUUGAUGGCCCUGUUGAGGAUCGCGGUACUCAAAAUGUCCAUCUACGAUCGAGGGAUAACUUAUGGAUCAGGAUUGCAGAAUCUAAAGUACAGGAAUGAGAGAGGUCGAGCAACGAAUCGUCAGUUUCCAAGGAGCGCUCUUCACGUGCUCGAUGUUCUAGAUGGAGGAGCUCACCCAAGCGUUUGGUACUUGUGCAGAGUCCUCUGCGGCGAUCGACGUCGACCUAACCCGUUUCCAGAAAUUGAGCUACAUGGCCCUCCUCGUCCUGCCCUCGUACCUCCACUCUCGCCUCCGAGACCGAAUGCUCCUCUCCUCCUGGUCCGACGAACCCCUCCCUUCCUCCUGGUUCUCCUUCUUCAACCCGAUACGAAUCCUCAAUGUCCUCGUCCGACCUUCCAAAGAUUCGUCCCUACGAUGGCGAAUGGAGGUCAAGCGAGUCUGUUGGGAACUCCUGAACCUCGUCGAGCGAUGCACAGCCAUGGCGACCCUAGCCAAUUUUCUCAUCUUCCUCUACGACGGACGCUACCGAACGCUCGUCGAUCGAAUCCUAGGCAUGCGAUUGAUCUACGCUCAACGUUCGAUCAAACCCAACGUCAGCUUCGAAUUCUUGAACCGACAACUCGUUUGGGAAGCUUUCACGGAAUUCCUUUUAUUCCUCAUGCCGUUGAUUAGUGUACGGAGAUUACGAACGAGGAUUCUUCGAACGCUUUCGAAUUGGACUUUGAGGUCCAAACUUCUUUCGAUGCUCAUCUCCAACCUUCCUCAAACGAUCUUACGAACACUCAAAAUCGAUACUCAACUCAACCCCAACUCUUACCCACUUUCCAAUCAGGGAACGAAAGGAAAACCUUCCCAACCGCAAGGACCGUACGCUUUCCUCCCUUCCACAACCUGUCCGAUCUGUUACUCCACUCAAAAUGCGCCUCCUACGCGACUACCGACGAACCCAACGAAUUUCGAAUCCGAUCGAUCGGGUGGUCCUUCCUCCAUAUUAGGUUCCGACUCCAAUUUAGGCGCUUCUACGAACCCCUCGGGUUCAGCUUCGUUGAUUAAUGGCGACGUGGGUGUGAAGGUUCCUUAUGUCGCGAACUGCGGUUGGGGAUGUCGGUAUUGUUAUUAUUGCGUGGUGGAGAAAUUGGUAGGGGCGCAGGAGGAGGGGGAGGAAGGAUGGGGAUGUUGGAGGUGUGGUGCGGUCGUGACGGAGGUUUGGAGGGAGGUGGGCGGGAAAGCGGUGGUGGAAGGGGAGGCUGAGGAGAAAGGAGGGGAGGGCGAUGAAGGUGGAAAGGAUUUGGUUGUUGGGGAUGGGGAAAGUGUUUUGGAUGAGAAGGAUUCGAUCGAGACGCAAUCCGUGGGGUCGGAACAUAAUCGAUGGAGGGAUGAGGCAUAG